AUGGAAACCGUCGCGGAGACCAAGACAUCCCGUGCCGUGGAUGACGCGGACACGGGCAUGUCGCCGGAGGCCCAAGAGUUCAAGGAGUCGAUGGACGUUUUGGUUCCCCUUCUCGGCACGGCCAAUAUGUGGGAUUUCCUGCCCAUGCUACAGAGGUUCGACGUGUUCGGCGUGAAAGAACAAGAUCGCGGCCGCCAUCGAUACAAUCUAGUAGUAUCUAUACAACAAUGUUCUCUGCUCGCUCGCUUACAAGACUCCAUGUUCUCUGCGGGAACGGAAACCUCGGCGACCACGGCGGAAUGGGCGAUGUCGCUGCUCCUGAACCACCCCGAGGUCCUGAAGAAAGCACAGGGGGAAAUUGAUGCGUGCGUGGGGAAUUCCCGCCCGCUAGGCGCCGACGACAUGCCCCGCCUCAACUACCUCCAGUGCAUCCUCACCGAGACCCUCCGGCUGUACCCGCUCGUGCCGACGCUGAUCCCGCACGAGUCCACCAAAGACUCCACGGUCGGCGGCCACCACGUGCCAAGCGGCACGAUGCUGUUCGUCAACGUGUAUGCCAUCCACAGGGAUCCCGCGGCGUGGACGGACCCGGCCGUCUUCAGGCCUGAGCGAUUCGAGGAUGGCAGCGCCGAAGGGAGGCUCCUGAUACCGUUCGGGAUGGGGCGGCGCAAGUGUCCCGGAGAGGCCUUGGCGUUGCGGACUCUGGGGCUGGUCCUGGGGACGUUGAUCCAGUGCUUCGACUGGGACACCGUCGGCGGCGUCCCCAAAGUUGACAUGGCCGAAGGGGCUGGGCUCACCCUCCCGAAGGCUGUUCCUCUUGAGGCCAUGUGCAAACCGCGCCAAGUCAUGCUUGAUGUCCUUCAGAAGUUGUGA
Messenger RNA from Miscanthus lutarioriparius, 873 nucleotides. The record is from the annotation of a GenBank genome assembly. NCBI's taxonomy places the organism in Eukaryota, Viridiplantae, Streptophyta, Magnoliopsida, Poales, Poaceae.